CAUAAUUCUGCCAUGAGAAGCAUUCUAGAAGGCUUGGUUGAAAUAUUGCUGUCACCCCUAGAGCCAUUAAUUUCAGAAUAUUCUACAAAGAUCUAUUAAAUUCUUCUUGAAGACCAGCUUUGCGUCUCUUUCUCUUAAGUCGAAUCCCACAUCUCAGACCCAGGAUACACAGAAUCAUUUCUAGUCACUGUUGUAAGGCAAACUAAUCGUUUCCUCACCAAAAAGCCGAAUUAAAGAUUCCAAUCUCAGAUAUCAACUAUGUAUCUCAGGGCAGUCCACACGGAUCUCAAUCUUCCAACACUCUACCAAUUCAUCCGAAGCAAUCCCCUUGGAAUCUUCACCACCUCAAUCACCUCCCCUAACUUCCACACCAUCCAAAGCUCCCAUAUCCCUUGGGUUCUUGACAUUUCUCCAGAGGAUGAAUCUAUCUCACCCCCGAAAGCACGACUACGAGGUCACCUUGCAAGAGCAAACCCACAAACCAAAGCCCUAAUCGAGCACGCCACCCAGACAUCCUCCAACACCCUCCAGCAAGAAGUCAUGAUUCUGUUCAAUGGCCCAUCACACCACUACGUCACGCCCAAGUUCUACGUCGACACUAAACCUUCAACUGGCAAGGUCGUCCCUACGUGGAAUUACAGCGCCGUCCAAGUCUAUGGGAAAGCCACUAUCUAUUUCGAUACCCAAUCUCCCUCUACUGGCGAGUUUCUGACAAGUCAGAUUGAUGAACUGUCAAAGCAGAGCGAGGAGAAGAUCUUUGGCUAUACGGGCAAGAACGGUGCAGCUAAGGCUUGGAGUGUGAAUGAGUCGCCAGACAGCUACAUCGCUCUGCUGAAGAAAGCUAUCAUUGGGAUUGAGAUAGAAAUCGAGAGUAUUGCAGGGAAGUUCAAGAUGAGCCAGGAACUGGCAAAGGGAGAUCGAGAAGGCGUAAUUAAGGGAUUUGAGGCGUUGGGGACGGAAGAAGGUAACGAGAUUGCGAGGACAGUAAAAGAGAGGGGUGAGCUGAAGGAUAACGCGAAGGCAUAGGAAUGAUUUGUUGGGAAAUUUUGGCGUUGGGCGUUUCGAUCUUAGACGAUGAGUUGCUGUUCCAAAGAGACAUAGCUCCAGAUAGAGUGAAGCUGGUCCAUUCCAUCCUGAAAAUAGACUUCGUAUCUCAAAUACACUUUUGGUGUCUUCACGUCAUAGGAUCCAAGAGUUUACUACGGGUAAAAGUCCAAUCCAUAUGUCCAAAUUGC
Cadophora gregata is the source of this 1235-nucleotide messenger RNA. RefSeq lists its product as uncharacterized. The coding region runs from base 259 to 1026 and encodes 255 amino acids. NCBI's taxonomy places the organism in Eukaryota, Fungi, Ascomycota, Leotiomycetes, Helotiales, Ploettnerulaceae. The transcript has a single exon. The record is from RefSeq and is a predicted model, not a curated record.